Molecule: messenger RNA, 1580 nt
Organism: Fundulus heteroclitus (mummichog)
Lineage: Eukaryota; Metazoa; Chordata; Actinopteri; Cyprinodontiformes; Fundulidae
Exons: 8
Coding region: 501-1580 (359 amino acids)
Biological process (GO): response to bacterium
Source: RefSeq, a predicted model, not a curated record
AAAUGAAACCUGAAAGUAGCAGCACGGGAGGAUGUGCAGGGCCUUAUGAGUUCAGGACUUGAGCUCUUAAAUGGAGUAAACCAUCCACCACCAGUGAGUUGCGAAGUGCUUACCUGAGCACUGAGAGACCGUUGAGCUGCGAGAACGGCUGAGAGAUCUGGACGAAUGUAGGAUGCGAAAGCCGAAGACGACCAUCGGCCGAGUUGCUGGAGAGUUGAAGUGGGAAUACCCUGCGCGGCUGCGGAUGUAGCUGCUCCUAUUCUAAAGGAGUGGCCUGAGAAUCGAGCACGGCUGGAAAGCGACAGGCGGCGUGGGUGUGGAGCCGUUUAAACGGAAGCUUGAUUGAAGAUUGGAGAAAGCGGGUCGAGGUCCGGAAAUGAAGAUGACGCAGUAACAGCCUCCUCUUGGCUCCCAUCUCUCCUCUGGCCUCCACCACCAGUGUCUGGACCCUGGGGAAGCUGCUCUUACACUGGAGGACUCUGUACAGUGAAGAGUGAAUCAUGCUGAGGUUUUAUGUGCUCCUGCUUCCUCUCUUUACAGCUUAUGGGGAUGUGCUCUACGCUGAUCUUGGAGAGAAUGUCACUUUGAAUUGUUUUUAUACUUCCAGUGCCAAACAUCUGAGCUGGUACAAGCAGGUACCAGGAGAGCCACCUCAGAUCAUAUCUUCUUUUUACAAAUCACUUGCAGACUCUAACAUCUUCCACAAGCAGUUUAAGGACAGCAAGCGACUUUCAGUUUCUACUGGGGAUGGUUUCUACAAUCUAAAGAUAUCCAAUGUCCAAAGCUCUGAUUCAGCUUUGUACUAUUGCAGCUUUACCCUCAUUACUGUCACUGAGUUUGCCAAAGGAACAUUUUUAUUACUAAAAAAUUCAAGUUGCAGGUCUUUCCUCCACCAGCCAGAUUCCGUCUCUGUUCAGCAAGGAGACUCUGUGACUCUUAACUGUUCUAUGCUCACUGGAAGCAUCAAUGGAGAGCACAGCGUUUACUGGUUUAGAAAGACCUCAAGGGGGUCCCACUUGGGAACGCUGUACACUACAAGCAGUGGCGGUAAGUGUGUGAGAAGCCCUGAGAGCAGUUCUCUUAUGCACAGCUGUGUGUACAGUUUACCAAAGAGGAACGUGAGUGUUUCUGAUGCCGGGACAUACCACUGUGCUGUGGCUUCAUGUGGACAGAUUCUGUUUGGUGAAGGAACGAGACUAAAUGUAGAAGAGCUUGAUACUGUGUUGCUGCAUGGAGGGGUUGCAGCCCUGACGGUGUCUCUGAUCUUGAAUAUCAUCCUGAUUUCUAUUCUUUGUCAAAACUCCCGAAGAAAAAACAAGCAUUCAGAAGGAUCCCAUCAACAGCCAGAACACGUUGCUGACACUCAGGACUGGGUGGAGACGAGGGAGAGGCAGCAGGAACCAUGGGAGCAGGUGGAGAACUGUGAGCCUCUCCCUGACAGCGUCGGACAAAGCAAGACGAGGAAGAAAACAGGGGGCUCCGACAUAGACACAAGCACAGGCUGCGGUGAGGAAACUGAAAGCACCACCGGAAGAACUGCGCUGGAGCUGACAGGUGGAUGCAGGCGCUUCCUGUGGUGA